AUGGUGAAUACCAUUCCUUGUAAAGCUGGUGAGAAGACACUUGGUGUGGAAGAUAAUAAAAAAGUUAAAGAUUCUCAAUUGACUUCUUCGAGUUAUUGGAAAACAAGUCACUCAGCAGCUUAUGGACGAGUGUUCAACCACAGUGGUAAAUGGGGGAGAGGAUGGAGAGCAGGAAUAGACAACAAAAACCAGUGGAUACAGGUUGAUCUUGGCGAGAAGGAAGUUGUCUCAGGGAUUGCCACUCAGAGAGGACGUUAUUAUCAAAAUCAUGAUCAUGCUUGUCUCGUCAAGACUUAUUCCGUGGAGCAUAGUUUAAAUGGAACAACGUUCGAAUCUUAUAAAGAUGGAGGUGUUGAUAAGAUAUUCGAUGGGAAUAGUGACUAUAAAACCAUAGUGAAGAAUGUUCUGUUUCCACCAAUCACUGCUCGUUAUAUUCGUAUACAUCCAGUGUCUUGGCAUGUCAACAUAUGUAUGCGUAUUGAGCUUUAUGGUUGUUACUAAGGGAGAUGAAAACAGUUGAAGUUUCAAAACCAGCAUGAUAUACUAUAGAAAUUGUAGAAUGGCCAAUGACUUGGAAAAGCAUUCUUAAUAUAUUAUUGUAGUUCUUGGCUUGGUAAAUCUUAAUAUACG
Messenger RNA from Dendronephthya gigantea, 630 nucleotides. RefSeq names its product lactadherin-like. NCBI's taxonomy places the organism in Eukaryota, Metazoa, Cnidaria, Anthozoa, Malacalcyonacea, Nephtheidae. The record is from RefSeq and is a predicted model, not a curated record. Bases 1 to 501 code for a protein of 166 amino acids. The transcript has 4 exons.